Cricetulus griseus (Chinese hamster) is the source of this 936-nucleotide messenger RNA. NCBI's taxonomy places the organism in Eukaryota, Metazoa, Chordata, Mammalia, Rodentia, Cricetidae. The record is from RefSeq and is a predicted model, not a curated record.
AUGGGAAGUUUCAACACCAGUUUUAGACACAGUUUCGUCUUGGUGGGCUUCUCUGAUUUUCCUCAACUAGAACUCAUUCUUUCUGUCUUCAUUUCCAUUUUCUACUCCCUAACUCUCUUUGGCAACUCUACCAUCAUUAUUCUUUCACAACUGGAUGCUCGACUUCAGACACCAAUGUACUUCUUCCUCUGCCAUCUCUCCUUCCUGGACCUCUGUUACACCACCAGCAUUGUGCCCCAGCUUCUGAUCAACCUCCAGGGAUAUGACAGAACCAUCAGCUACGGAGGGUGUGUGGCCCAGCUCUUCCUUUUCCUUGCCCUGGCCUCCACAGAGAGUGUGCUUCUGGUGGUGAUGGCCUUUGACCGCUAUGCUGCUGUGUGUCGUCCCCUGCACUACACCGCCAUCAUGCAUCCCCUUCUCUGCCUCUCACUAGCUAUUACUUCCUGGGUAGGAGGCUUCAUGAACUCUCUUAUUCAGACAGGCCUGAUGAUGGCUAUGCCCCUCUGUGGACACCAGCUGAACCACUUCUUCUGUGAGAUGCCUAUUCUCUUGAAGUUGGCCUGUGAGGACACAGAAGGAACAGAAGCCAAAAUGUUUGUGGCCCGAGUUGUAAUCUUGAUCUUUCCUGUAACACUAAUCCUGGGCUCCUAUGCAAACAUUGCUCAUGCAGUGCUGAAGACCAAGUCAAUGGCAGGAUGCAAAAAGGCUCUGGGGACUUGUGGGUCCCACCUUGUGGUAGUGUCUAUGUUUUAUGGUGCAGCCAUCUACACAUACUUACAACCCAAGGGCAGCUAUUCUGAGAGCAAGGGGAAGUUUGUGGCCCUUUUUUAUACUAUCAUCACUCCCAUGCUCAACCCUCUCAUUUAUACCCUGAGGAACAAGGAUGUGAAGGGGGCUCUGUGGAAGGUGUUAAGGAGAGGCACAGACUCAGGAUAG